CACCCUCACAAACAGCCGUUCCCCCUCCUGUUUAUACGCUCCGUCCUUCUCCAGACUGACCCAUCCCAACUCCCCAUAGCUCCGCGCUGCAUUCCCGCACAUCCCCGUCACCCCGACGUAGGGAGGAGCCCAACAGCGCCGUUAUCGCUCAGGACGUGCAGAAAUAACAGCAGAUAAAACUUGCUGCGCUCUGCUCCUUCCGCGAUACUCCGAGCUACGGCGGCUCAGCGACCUCCCCCGGGGCAGCUCCGCUCACCGCCCCAACCCCGGGCACGCUGCCCUCCGUCCCCCGGCUCCGCCCCGUGCGGGAGGUCGGCAGUGCCCGGAGCGGCAGCGGGUCCAGGCGGGGCUCUGGAGCCGCGUGUGCCGCCCCGCCGCCAUGGAGGCGCUGGCGCGGGGGCGGCGGGGGCUGCGGGAACCGGAGCCGGGAGAACCGGAGCGUAAGCGAGUGUGCAAGCACUUAGAAGCUGUUCCAAAUGAGGUCGAUGCUCGCCUCAUUGACUGUGCUAUGGAGCUGGAUUCUAAACAGAAAGUCUCCUCUGGCUGUGGUCCUUGGGCUACAAAGACAAAGCAAAGCUCUAUGAUUUUUGAAAACCAAGGAAGCAGAAGUACUGCCCAGCCUUGCCCAAGAUGUAUUGCUGGAGAAUCUGGACACUUCAGUCACAUCCUGGGCUGCUAGAGAUCGACAGACUGCAGAUAAGCAGUGCUGCUUCCCCUGUUGGAGUCUGGAAAUGCACCUGUGAGCAGCGUACAGCUGGAGUACGUUCACUCGUGGCAAACAUUCAGCAUGCUGCUCUAUGCGUUACUCCUCCAUCACGCAGUUGGAUGCCACUGUUUUUACACUUGAAAAAAUGCCUUUGUACUUAAGGUAUCUCACAUGUAUGAAAGAAUAUGUUUUUGAUUUAACUUUUUGGAGCAGUUAAGCUGAUUUGGCCUUUGGCCCAGUCUUCACCUGGCACUGGACCAAAGGCCAUGCUGACAAAAGGUUUUUCACUGUCUCACUUAGGCACUUUCUCUGAUGCUCAUGAAGGUUGUCCUUGUGUUCACAUUGGUACUGGGCCUGCCUUUUGGCUCAAUUGUACAUAAGCAGGAAGAAAUGGGAGGACUCUUCAGCUCUAGAUAGAGAGCUGAUCAGCUUGACAGCUGUGUAAAGGCCAGUGAAAACCCUACUGAAACUUAUUUUGUUGUAAAAUCCAGAAUAUGCAUCCAUUUCAGGUAUCUUUUCUACAUGUCAAACUCUAACUCGAUUUACAAGAAGCACAGUUUGUGAAUGUGACAGAUAACUAUCUGAAAGAAAAAAAUCAGUGUUAUUUGAACAACAUUAUGAUGCAAAGGUGAGCGGUGCUUCAGAUCUACGCAGUCCUCUCAAAUUGCUGAAGAUACCAUCUGAUGCUCUGGGAUUCCUUUCUUUCCAACUGUUGUGAUACUAGAACAGGUCUGUUUCAGCUUGUUACCCAACUUGAUCUUAUUGGCUUGCCACAAAUAAUUUAAUCAACAUUUGGGCAGUCUGCAAUCCUAUGUAAUUUUUGAACACCUGCAGGUUUUAAACUUUUAAGGCAUCCAAGUUGUGUUAUUUGGAUGUGACACUUCAGUGGCUGCUCUGGAAUGGAGCUGGCUGCUGUCCAGAACAGAAUAGCAGUAUGCUUACCUUAUGCAUUGGAUAGAAAUUGCUGUGACCUGCCAAAGCUCAGGAAGAAAGCAAUCUCCACUGACAGGACAAGUGUCCCCUGUUUCCAUGGAGCCUUUGGGCAGGGUUCAGCCCACCAGCAGCAAGGCAGGCAGAACAGCUUCCAGCCUCUCCUGCUCUGAGGGCAGUUCUCAGUGUAGAUUAAAAUGGUAGCUCUGGAGUUGCAAAAGUCUCAUAACAAGUCUUUAAAGGUCACUAUCCCAGUGGUGUUUAUCACAACGUAAAAUUCUUAGAGAAAUCUUAUCAUAGUCCUAGAACACUUCCCAUAUCGUGUGUGGAGCUGUAGCUGUAGUGUGAGCACUGAGUUGACUUUUAUUAACAAGAUAUUCUUCCUAAGUAGAUGAAUAUCAUAUGAAUACUGAAUUCAGUUAAGUGACAGGUGGGGAGAUAAGUUUAUUAAGCAGAGCUGCACUAAACUGACACCCAGAAAGUUUAGUUAGGAAAGAAUAGAUAUCCUCCAAUCCCAUACGAAUUUUAGAUCCCUUGGAAAUGAAUCAUUGCAAAGUGGGAUUGGACUGGAUGAUCUCCGGAGGUUCCCUGACCCCUGUGAUUCUGUGGUUCUUCCAGUUGUUUCAAACACCCCACAGUUUCCUUCAGUGACAUACAGUCUGCUCAAAGAUCAGAUCACUGAGAGAAUCACAAUGGUUGUGUUACUUUGAAGGUAAGAAAUUCAACUUGAGCUCUCUAGCUCCCAGUACAGGUUGAUACAAGCAAUAGUGUCUAUUCAAGCUAGAAAGGAACAUAUGCUCAGUUGAAAUGAUAGCAGUGCAUGAGCAAAUUCCCAUAUCCUUAUAAUAGAGUUUAUCAACUAGUGCAAAAUAGUAAAGUAAACUGGUUUCUAAACACACUGUUUGCUCUGCAACUGCAUAUUUGUUACUGGGUAGCUAGGCUGUAUUUUGUGGGCAGUUCAUUUUUACAAGAGUUUCCAAUUGUUUUUUAGCCAUGUCAGCCAAGAGAAAAGAUGGCUGAGCUUCAGUUUCUGUGCUGUAAAAACUGAAAUAGUUACUUUGAAUGUGGAAGGCUGAAAGGUAUCUAAAAGUUUAGUCACUGCAAAAUGACUCAGAACUUAUUGGGUGUCACUGAGUUCAAUGCUUGAAAGCAGCUGUUAGCAGAACAGUAUGCAGUCAAAAUUUAAGGUGUCUUAAGAAGAGAAAUGACACUUGGACUUGUUCAUGGAGAAGUUUUCUGCUAGAAUAUAUUGGACCAAAGCAGCACCAUAAUGCUUUUAAUGCACAGGCAAUACACUAUGAACCAUCAGACCGAGAGGAUGAUUUCCCAUUUAAAUAGAUAGCAGUGCAUAUAUUUCUUCUGUUAGCUGAAAACCUGACUGUAUUUUAGUCAAUAGAAUGCAGUCAGAAUGAGAAGUCUUUACAAUCCAUGUAGCUCCUAUCAUGCUCUUUCCAAUCCUUCUCCUUUCAGAGUAACCACUACUUGGUUGUUGUAAGGUGCCACCAUACAUAACUCACAGGAUUGGUCAUAGUUCCUCCUGGCUGCAUUACAGAGCCCUGAUGAAGUCAUACUCUGUUCGAUUUUAAUGUAAUUUUCUCCUAUCAGUCUUCUCAUCAUUACUGUGCACUGUGCAGGUAUUUUAUUACACUGUCCACAGUGACUCUCAGCUCUGUCCUUGCAGAUUACUGCAUCUCUACAGCUCAAGAAAAUAGGAGAACUUUGUACUAUUUUUAACCUGCAGUGUGAACACGGUUACCUUCUUUGCACUGUUCAAAAUGUAGCGCUGCAUUUUGUAUCAGAUCUAAUUGAUGAGUAGUUCUGUUAUUCGUGUGUAUACUUCAAAUAUCUAAAUGCUAUAGAAACAGGAGUAAAAUUGUCCCAGGUCGGGUCUUUAUCUAACUGCAGCCUUUUGCAUUCCCCAGGAACACAAUACAGGGUAUGUCAGAGCAAUUCUAUGGCCAUAAGAGGGCUGGAUGGGCUGGGAGCAGCCGGCAUCUGUGUGCCCAACAGCAGGUGGGGAAAGGCUGAGAAAAGGACAGGCAUUGAAUGGGAACACUUCUUACAACAGGGAGAACAGUAUUUGAUAACAUGUUUUGUUCUGGGAAACCCUUUUUUUUAUCUCACAGCUCAGACUUGACCACCACAAAUCACAAUUACUGAACUACUGAUAGUUUCCAGCAGUAUUUUUGCCUUCAUACUUAAUACAAAAACGUAUUGGGCAUCAGGAGAGCGUCAUACCUGAGUUUUCCUUCUUAAGUAAACGUUGGCUUCGUCACUAUUUAAGAAGCAUUUCUAGUGUGACUGCAGUUCAGGUGUGUGUGUGCUCCUGCUUGAUUAGCAGAGAGUAGAGAUACUCUGUCCAGUUUUGAUAGCAGCUCCCUCCUUUUUGGUAGUCCUCGAGUUGGCUUGGAGUUAAAACAUAAACCAACAAGAAACCACUUUCUGCACAAACUUCACAGUGAAUCCUAUGGAAGGAUGUGAUUGCUUGCCCCAUGCCUUGUAAUGGACUAGAUGCAUUUAUACAUCAGCCAUGGCACAAAUGAGUUGCAGCUGAAAUAGUUCAGCAUAGUGAAGACUUGCUGUUUGAUUCAAUAGACGUGCUGUAUUUGCAAUCUGCCUCAAGAUUUGCUCAGGCAGAAUCAUGGAGUGCUGCAGCAGGUGCAGCUGAGGGCCGUGCAGCUGGGGAUGGUGAAUGUUCCCUUAAAGCAGAUGGGUGUCAGAUCUGCAGCAGAACCUCAGCACUACUUUUGUAGGACUUUUCUUCACCUUGUACAACUAUGCUAUUUUGGUUUGUUGAUAAAUACGAUUCUUUAUCUUUCUUAAUGCUGUGGUUUGUACACAAAAUAACCUAAAAUAUACUUUAUUUAGGUGUAUAUAGUGAAGCAUACAAUCAGUUUUUAAUUCAGAUGAAAAUGAUACAAUAUUUUUAACUUUGUAUUUUAUAAGUUGUUGCAAAAGCAGAAGCAUUAAACCCACCUUUGGCUACAGUA
Messenger RNA from Phasianus colchicus (ring-necked pheasant), 4626 nucleotides. RefSeq names its product chromosome 8 C10orf143 homolog (gene C8H10orf143). NCBI's taxonomy places the organism in Eukaryota, Metazoa, Chordata, Aves, Galliformes, Phasianidae. The record is from RefSeq and is a predicted model, not a curated record.